Molecule: messenger RNA, 1818 nt
Organism: Aspergillus nomiae NRRL 13137
Lineage: Eukaryota; Fungi; Ascomycota; Eurotiomycetes; Eurotiales; Aspergillaceae
Product: AMP dependent ligase/synthetase
Exons: 4
Coding region: 1-1818 (605 amino acids)
Biological process (GO): fatty acid metabolic process
Molecular function (GO): medium-chain fatty acid-CoA ligase activity
Source: RefSeq, a predicted model, not a curated record
AUGGAAGCAAACGGUAUUCCGCGAGCAUUCGUGAGAGGGCCUACAGAGCCACCACUUUAUUCGAAAACCUUUGGCCAGUUGCUCGAUGAGCAGGCAGCGAUUCACGGCAAGAGACGUGCAAUAUUAUCGCCAUGGCAGGGAAUAAACCUCUCCUACGAUGAACUAGCACAACGGAGCAAGCAUGUCGCCAAAGCCUUAUUGGGGAUGGGCUUGGCACACGGUGAUUGUGUCGGUAUCAUGGCUGGCAAUUCAUGCCAGCAUAUCGAAGUACUUAUGGGAGGGGCACGCAUCGGAUGUCCUGUCGUGUCUCUGCAUAGCACAUACACCCCUGAGGAGCUGAAGAGGGCCGUACGGAAAACCUCAUGCAAGCUCCUCUUCAUCGCAUCUCAAAUCGGCCGUCGAGACCUCUCCGCUCAUGUAGAAAUGGCGAAGGAUUGGUUGUCGUCAGGCGCACUCCCAAAUCUACGUGGGGUCCUUACUAUCGGACAGAGUGACUAUGAUGGCUAUGCUCAGGGCCUACACACGUACGAGGCCCUCUUUUCCGAGUACAAAGAAGGUGUAACGGCGCCUGAGGUCGAUGCAACAUUUCUGCUCGACUUGGCAGAGAAGGCCGUGACACCCGACGACGUGGUUCGCUUCGAGUUUACCUCUGGUACCACGGGAAACCCCAAAGCAGGAAUGUUAACAGCCACGUAUGCACAAACCCUAGCUACAAAUGAUGAGCCGCCUCUAACUUCAAGUAGUACCCUCCUUGGAUGUGGUUUUCUAGUCGGCGACCGCUUAAGCCUUACUCCGAAUGAUAUUAUCUGCUCUCCAGCUCCGCUAUUCCAUAGCUUCACUUUUGUAGUAGGGCUUCUUGCUCCCUUGACACAUGGUAGCUCAAUUGUUCUCCCGUCGGAUCACUUUGCUACACAUGCAGUCCUGGAAGCUAUACAGAAGCAAGCACCUACUGUCAUAUUAGGUGUCCCCACCAUGUUCGUGGCGGAGUUGGACGCUAUGGCCAAAGGACAGGCUGGCACUUCCCUCCGGGCGGCUGUGGUGGGAGGCUCUCCUAUGCCGUCCGCGUUGACAAAGAAAAUAUGUGACGUGAUGAACGUAAAGGAGGUCCAUGUCGUAUAUGGGAUGACGGAAGCAGGUCUUAUAUCCAUGGGCUCCCUUAAUGGGCUAGAGGAGUCGACAGGAAUGGUAGGACGCAUGAUGCCGCAUGUCUCUGCAAAGGUCUUGAAUAGAAGCGGCGAGGUGGCCAGCCGAGGAGAAAAGGGCGGACUUUAUACGAGUGGAUACUCAUUGCAAAAGGGAUACUUUGACGACGAAGAGAAGACGGCGGAGGCGAUGACACGGGAUAAAGACGGACACAUCUGGAUGCGCACGGGAGACGAAGCCGUCAUUGAUGAGAGUGGCUGCUGUCAUAUUACAGGGAGGAUCAAGGAUAUUAUUAUUCGAGUAGGCGGGGAGAACAUCUCCCCCUGGGAAGUCGAGAGUCGACUCGCUUUACAUCCGUCAAUCAGUGAAGCAAGUGUCUUCGGUCUACCUGAUACAAAGUAUGGGGAAGUUGUAGGUUGUUUCCUGAAAUGUGCGACUGGUGCGGAGAGGCUGUCAAACGAGGAGGUGCAGGGCUGGGUGAGAAAGACUUUAGCCUGGCAUAAGGCACCAGUGCACAUAUUUUGGAUCGGAGACCCUGGCGUUGCCGACGACUUCCCGAGAACAGGAAGUGGUAAGCACCAGAAGCAUGUCAUGAAGAAUAUUGGGGAAAGACUUAUUACUCCAAGAAGUAGCGCAUUAUGCGACCCCAGGUCGAUCUGUGAACUGUGGACAUAG